AUGAACCUCCCCGGGACUUCUCUAGCGGCAACCGGCAUUCAUGCUGUCGUACCGGUCGCGGUACUGUCGCCCAGCCAGCAACGCACGGGCGAGGAAUUGGCCAAGCUCCGUGCUGAUGCACGAUCUGGACUUCGCUUUGAAGACUUGCUCCUCCCCGGCGCGGCAACGACCGUAGCUUGCGACGUGUCGCUUGGAACACCGCGCCCGUUCGUUCCAGUCGCCCUGCGUCGGCAAGUGUUUGACAUGCUCCACACAUUGUCUCAUCCCGGAGUACGGGCCACACAGAAGCUCAUCGCUGCCCGCUACGUGUGGCCACGCAUGCACGCCCACAUCAAGCAAUGGGCGCGCUGCUGUCUCAAAUGUCAACGAGCUAAAAUUCAUCGUCACACCUACGCGCCCGUGGCCGCCUUCCUCCCGCCUGACUCACGCCAUCGACCGCUUCACCCGGUGGCCAGAGGCAACACCCAUCCCGGAUAUCACCGCUGCCACAGUGGCGGCGGCAUUCGUGACCACCUGGAUUUCGGGGUACCCUCCACCAUAACGACAGACCGAGGAAGGCAAUUCGAGUCAUCUCUUUUUGCUGCCCUCGCCACGCUCCUCGGCGCGCAACGUAUCCGCACGACCGCCUACCAUCCGUCAUCCAACGGCCUCGUGGAGCGAUUCCACCGCCACCUCAAGGCCGCAUUGAAGGCCCACGUCAACCCCACCGCCUGGACGGAAGCCUUGCCGGUGAUACUCCUUGGACUCCGGUCCUUUUUCAAACCCGACUUGGGUUGCACCUCGGCCCAACUGGUCUAUGGAACGACCUUGCGGCUUCCAGGCGAAUUCUUCGCACCACAUCCCACCGGGACCAUUCCCAAUCCCACGGACUAUGUCUCCCGCCUUCGCGAUGCCUUCGCCGGUGUCCGUCCUGCACCCACGCGCCUGGGCUCCGCCACCAAGGUGUACGUCCAUCCGGACCUCUCCACGUGCACGCACGUCUUUGUGCGCGUCGACGCCGUUCGGAAACCCUUGCAGCCCCCAUACAACGGUCCCUACCUCGUCAUCGCUCGCUCUCUGAAGCAUUUCAUGAUCCGCAUCAACGCGAAAGCAGAGGAGAUGUGCAUCGAUAGGCUCAAGCCGGCCUACACAGAGUCGCCGCCAUCAACCGACGUCAACCUUCUGAAGACCGAUGAUUUUUCCCCUGCCAGCCCCCCCUUGAAGCCCGCCAAGCGCAGUCUGCGGGUCUCAUGGGCGCCUAAACUGUAUUAA
Ornithodoros turicata is the source of this 1251-nucleotide messenger RNA. RefSeq lists its product as uncharacterized. Gene Ontology annotation, biological process: DNA integration. The transcript is spliced from 2 exons. The record is from RefSeq and is a predicted model, not a curated record. NCBI's taxonomy places the organism in Eukaryota, Metazoa, Arthropoda, Arachnida, Ixodida, Argasidae. Bases 1 to 1251 code for a protein of 416 amino acids. Gene Ontology annotation, molecular function: nucleic acid binding.